ACGCCUUGGAGUUCGAAGCGAUGGAGGUUCGCAGCGAUGGUAGAUACGUAUACUUCCGCGUCAUAUUUGCUAUUUUUCUACUUCAUCGAACACAAGGUUGUCAGGACAGUCCUGUUGGUAUAGCAGACAGUAGUAUUAUACCAGAUGACAGAUUUACAGCAUCGUCAUAUUAUACCCGUGAUGCUAGCGAUACUCGUUAUAAACCAAAGGAAGCACGUCUGAAUGGGGCCAUGGGAUGGGGACCAAAUACAAAAACAGAUCCUAAUGACUAUCUACAGAUAGACUUGGGUCAAGUGUAUGCUAUCUGUGCUGUGGCUACACAAGGCUUUGGUACAAAUAAAUCCCCAAAUGAAUGGACUACGCAAUAUAAGAUAUCAACAUCUGUAAAUAAUGGUAAUUGGACUACUUACAAAACUAGUAAUGCAGAUAAGUUGUUUCCUGGUAACACAGAUUAUAAUACUGUUGUCAAGAAUGUCCUUGAUUAUCCAGUUUUAGUGAGGUUCAUCAGGUUCAUUCCCACAGAUUAUAGCACCUGGAAGGCCCUACGUGUUGAAGCUUAUGGUCUUGAAAAACGUAAGUCUGAACAUCAUAAAGACUAUUUAAAAACUUUUUUUUUUUUUGGCUAA
Messenger RNA from Actinia tenebrosa (Australian red waratah sea anemone), 626 nucleotides. RefSeq lists its product as uncharacterized. The record is from RefSeq and is a predicted model, not a curated record. Gene Ontology annotation, molecular function: protein binding. NCBI's taxonomy places the organism in Eukaryota, Metazoa, Cnidaria, Anthozoa, Actiniaria, Actiniidae.